GGUAUUUUCUUAAGCAAACAUUUUGAAAGAUUGUGCGAAAUAACAAUGUUCAAAUUGUUGCCACUUCUACUCGCUUGCAUUGUGUGCAGUGUAGCCUCACCAGCGCCGGACGGUCUUUACAACAUAAUCAGCAGCAGCAGCAGCAGCAGCAGCAACUCGCUUAUUAAGCCUUAUCGGAAAAUAUCCUUGACGGCUAAGGCUCAAACACCACAGCAGCUACUAUCGAACGCCGUCACAUCGGGGGAGGAGGAAGAUAGCAACGACGUUGCGAGUAACGCCGACGACCAGGAGUCAGGUGCGCCAGCAUCAGUAACAGCCGUAGCCACCGCUGCACCGGCGACGGGUUCUGCAUCCUCACCCCUAACUCGCAUUACGGCUAUCGCCUCUGUGGGACCAGCUGUGGCAUCCGCCUCAGCAUCGCGCUCGGCAUUACGUGUCUCUUCUUCGUUUAAAUUGCCAUCCAGCAGCAGCUCCAGCGCAACCAUACAACAUCACAUCUUACCCGCCGAGACUAUACCGCUACCCAUUACCAUCUCAACACGGCCAGGCUUGCGUACUGUCAUCGCUCCGGAGACCAUUACUAUUCGCGAGUCGACCCUUGCUAAGGUGGGUGAAGUGGUGCAGAAAAUACCGACAGCCGUGUCGCAUCAGAGUCAGACGGUGGUGCAUAAGCAUGCGCGUGUGGUCACGCCCAUUGUGGCACCCGCAGUGCGUACAAUCACGUCGCAAGUGUUGCGCGCCUAUCACACCCCGCUCAUCCUUGCACCACAAACAUCCGUUGUGCGUGCGGACAACGUCAACGUCAACAGCAACAGCAACGCCAAAUCCAGUGCAAGUGCAAGUGCAAGCGCAAGUGCAAGCAUCGUCUCGAGUGCAAACAAUGCCUAGAGCUGUGCCAACAAAAAAUACAAACUCUGAGGCAAGAGAUGCUCUAAUUGCUGAUCUAGCUAUUAUUUACUUUAGAAUCUUUUGAAACUGCUAACUGUGUUCCAGGCUGAUACUUUACAAAUAAGAAAUUUAUUUAAAUAUUUAAAAUCGAAAUUAAGGUAAUUGUAUUGUGGUUUGUAAUUUUUUGUUAUUUCGCUUGUGAUUUUUAGACUUUGGAUGCAACUUUUUUGGAAUAAAAAAUUAAA
Molecule: messenger RNA, 1133 nt
Organism: Rhagoletis pomonella (apple maggot)
Lineage: Eukaryota; Metazoa; Arthropoda; Insecta; Diptera; Tephritidae
Gene: retinin
Product: retinin
Exons: 2
Coding region: 46-888 (280 amino acids)
Source: RefSeq, a predicted model, not a curated record